AUGAAGUUUAUUCGGCACAAAGCAAGUCGGCGAGAUGCGACGUUGAUUUUGGUCUUGAUCCUUGAGACACAUCUUCUUUACAAUCAGGUAUUAAGCGACCUUUUCCAGAAGUAUGUUUUGCCAAGCUUGAAGUACUUGCGUGACAACUCAAAAGCAGUCGUCCCUAUUGUGGACAUGGCGUUAGUCUCAGGACUUUUGAAAAUGCUAGAAGGCGCAAUUGUUGCUGAGACCGCCAACGACCGAUUCAAAUUAGAAAUGGUUUUUGUUUUCUGCGCUAUCUGGGCAUUUGGAUCUGCACUUACUUUGUCAGAUGACGGUCACGACAAUCAGGCGGAUUUUAGUGAGUGGUGGAAAUCUCAAUUCAAACAAGUGCGUUUGCCAACACGCGAUACUGUGUUUGACUACUGGCUUGAUCCAAUCUCGAAUAAAUUCGAACCAUGGCGACAGAAC
Messenger RNA from Pelagomonas calceolata, 450 nucleotides. The record is from the annotation of a GenBank genome assembly. NCBI's taxonomy places the organism in Eukaryota, Pelagophyceae, Pelagomonadales, Pelagomonadaceae.